Prunus armeniaca (apricot) is the source of this 321-nucleotide messenger RNA. NCBI's taxonomy places the organism in Eukaryota, Viridiplantae, Streptophyta, Magnoliopsida, Rosales, Rosaceae. The record is from the annotation of a GenBank genome assembly.
AUGGCGAGGACAAAGCUUAUCUUAAUCUGCCAGUCUGGUGGUGAAUUCGUCAUAAAGGAUCAUGGAUCCAUGUCAUAUACGGGUGGAGAGGCACAUGCAGUAGAUAUCAAUCUUGAAACCAUAUUUGAUGAUCUCUCAAGUUUAAAUCAGUAUCUUCUCAUCUUCUUUGACGCAACAGCCCAUGAUCCUAGCAAGAGUUCUAUGUUGGAGCUUGGAGAUCAACAACGUCUCAUUUUUAACACCUCUAUGCCUUGCCCUGAGCUACUAGAUAGUCCUUGUACUGCUAUUUCCUUCCCUUCUCGUAGGGUACCUACGAAUUAA